Messenger RNA from Mesoplodon densirostris (Blainville's beaked whale), 5940 nucleotides. RefSeq names its product zinc finger CCHC-type containing 2 (gene ZCCHC2). Gene Ontology annotation, molecular function: nucleic acid binding; zinc ion binding; phosphatidylinositol binding. Lineage: Eukaryota; Metazoa; Chordata; Mammalia; Artiodactyla; Ziphiidae. The record is from RefSeq and is a predicted model, not a curated record. Bases 1 to 3516 code for a protein of 1171 amino acids. The transcript has 15 exons.
AUGCUGAGGAUGAAGCUGCCGCUGAAGCCGACGCACCCCGCGGAGCCGCCGCCCGAGGCGGAGGAGCCUGAGGCGGACGCGCGGCCAGGCGCGAAGGCGCCGCCGCGCCGCCGCCGCGACUGCCGCCCCCCGCCGCCGCCGCCGCUCUCGGGCCCGCCGCGGGGCCCCCCGCCGCCGCCGCCACCCGGGGGGCUCGGGCAGCCUGUUGCUGGCGGAUCGGCGGCGGGGGCGGGCAUGCCGAGCGGCGGCGGCGGGCCCACGGCGGCGCUGCGCGAGCAGGAGCGGGUGUAUGAGUGGUUCGGGCUGGUGCUGGGCUCGGCGCAGCGCCUGGAGUUCAUGUGCGGGCUGCUGGACCUGUGCAACCCGCUGGAGCUGCGCUUCCUCGGCUCGUGCCUGGAGGACCUGGCGCGCAAGGACUACCACUACCUGCGCGACUCGGAGGCCAAGGCCAACGGUCUCUCGGACCCGGGGCCGCUGGCCGACUUCCGAGAGCCCGCCGUGCGCUCGCGCCUCAUCGUCUACCUGGCGCUGCUGGGUUCCGAGAACCGUGAGGCCGCCGGCCGCCUGCACCGCCUCCUGCCCCAGGUGGACUCGGUGCUUAAGAGCCUGCGCGCGGCCCGGGGCGACGGCUCGCGGGGCGGCGCGGAGGACGAGCCCGGCGAGGACGGCGACAACGAGGAGGACGCCGAGAAGGACGGCUCCGGCCCGGAAGGCGGCGGCGCCGAGCCCCAGCCCGGCGGCGGGCUGGGCUUCAGGGCCCAGGAGGAACUGCUGCUGCUCUUCACCAUGGCCUCGCUGCACCCGGCGUUCUCCUUCCACCAGCGGGUCACCCUGAGGGAGCACCUGGAGAGGCUCCGCGCCGCGCUCCGCGGGAGCCCCGAAGACGGGGAGGCGGAGCCGUGCAACUUUGGCGGCCCCAGGGCCCAGAAUGACUCUGCUCAUGGUGAUUAUAUGCAAAGUAAUGAGGCCAGUUUAAUGGAACAAGCCCCGAUACCUCAUGAUGGACUUACUGUGGCACCUCAUAGAACCCAGCGAGAAGCUGUACACAUUGAGAAGAUAAUGUUGAAAGGAGUCCAGAGAAAAAGGGCUGACAAAUAUUGGGAGUACACCUUCAAAGUAAAUUGGUCGGAUCUUUCAGUCACAACAGUAACAAAAACCCACCAAGAACUACAGGAAUUUCUCCUGAAGCUUCCAAAGGAGUUGUCCUCGGAGACUUUUGACAAGACCAUCUUAAGAGCCCUGAAUCAGGGCUCACUGAAGAGGGAAGAACGGCGGCACCCUGACCUGGAGCCCAUCCUGAGGCAGCUAUUUUCAACUCCAUCACGAGCUUUUCUACAGAAUCAGAAAGUACACAGCUUUUUUCAGUCCAUAUCAUCAGACCCUCUACACAGCCUCAAUAACUUACAAUCCUCUCUGAAGACUUCUAAGAUAUUAGAACACUUAAAAGAAGACAGCUCAGAAGCCUCAAGUCAAGAAGAAGAUGUGUUACAGCACACCAUAAUCCACAAGAAACAUACCGGAAAAAGUCCCCUUGUGAACACUAUUGGUACAAGUUGUUCUCCGUUGGAUGGGCUCACCAUGCAGUAUUCUGAACAGAAUGGAAUCAUGGAUUGGAGGAAGCAAACCUGCACCACCAUUCAGCACCCGGAGCACUGUGUGGCCUUAGCUGACCAGCAUUCAACUGAAAAACGAAGUUUAUCUUCAAUAAGUAAGAAGAAAGGAAAGCCACAAAUAGAAAAGGAGAAAAUUAAGAAAACUGACAACAGAUUGAAUAGUAGAAUAAAUGGUAUUCGAAUCUCCGCUCCUCAGCACGCCCACGGUGGUUCUGUGAAAGGUGUGAAUUUGGACAUUGGAUCUGGACAUGACACAUGUGGAGAAACAUCUUCAGAGAGUUACAGUUCUCCGUCUAGCCCACGACAUGAUGGAAGAGAAAGUUUUGAAAGUGAAGAAGAAAGAGACAGAGACACAGACAGCAAUUCUGAGGAUUCUGGAAAUCCAUCAACAACCAGGUUUACAGCUUAUGGUUCUGUCAACCAGACUGUCACUGUCAAGCCACCUGUUCAGAUGGCUGCAUUAGGAAACGACGAUGCAAACCUUUUAGAAGAUCCCUUAAACUCACCCAAGUAUCAGCAUAUUUCUUUUAUGCCAACUUUACACUGUGUCAUGCACAAUGGUGCCCAGAAGUCUGAGGUGGUUGUUCCUCCACCCAAAUCUGCUGAUGGUAAAACAAUAGGGAUGCUUGUUCCUGGCCCUGUUGCUAUCUCUGCGGUAAGGGAGUCCACGAACUCAACCCCCGUUGGAAUACUAGGGUCAACAGCUUCUACUGCAGAAUCAGAAAAGCACCUUGAAUUACUGGCAUCCCCUUUACCUGUUCCAUCAACAUUCCUCCCACAUAGCAGUACUCCCGCUUUGCACCUCACAAUUCAGAGGCUAAAACUGCCGCCGCCGCAGGGAUCUUCCGAGAGUUGCACGGUGAACCUCUCCCAGCAACCAACCGGGAGUCUGAGCGUCGGAUCACCAAACACUGCCUUUAUUCCUGUCCAUAAUCCAGGUAGUUUUCCAGGAUCUCCUGUUGCUACCACAGACCCCAUCACAAAAUCUGCAUCUCAAGUGGUAGGACUAAAUCAAAUGGUGCCUCAGAUUGAGGGAAACACAGGGACAGCCCCUCAGCCUACCAACGUGAAGGUAGUUCUUCCAGCAGCCGGCCUCUCGGCCGUACAGCCACCAGCUUCCUACCCCUUGCCAGGCUCUCCCCUUGCUGCUGGCGUGUUACCCAGCCAGAAUUCCACCGUCCUCAGCACGGCGGCGCCGUCUGCCCAGGCCGCGGGAGCGGGCAUCAGCCAGGCCCAGUCGAGUGUUCCUCCCGCGGUUCCUACCCACACGCCCGGUCCCGCCCCAAGCCCGAGCCCUGCCCUGACACACAGUACUGCGCAGGGCGACAGCACGUCUUACAUCAGUGCUGUGGGAAACACGAACGCCAGCGGGGCGGUGUUGCCUCCACAGCAGAUGGGCUCAGGUCCUUGUGGUUCUUGUGGGCGAAGGUGCAGCUGUGGGACCAAUGGAAACCUCCAGCUAAAUAGUUACUAUUAUCCUAACCCAAUGCCUGGACCAAUGUACCGAGUCCCUUCGUUCUUUACCCUGCCAUCCAUCUGCAAUGGCAGCUACCUCAACCAAGCACAUCAGAGCAAUGGAAACCAACUUCCUUUUUUUCUGCCUCAGACUCCGUAUGCAAAUGGACUGGUGCAUGACCCAGUCCAAGCCAACUAUGGCAUGCAGCAGAUGGCAGGAUUCGGGAGGUUCUAUCCUGUGUAUCCAGCACCUAACGUAGUCGCCAGCACGAGUGGUUCGGGGCCCAAGAAGAAUGGGAACGUUUCAUGUUACAACUGUGGUGUGAGCGGGCACUAUGCACAGGAGUGUAAGCAGUCGUCCAUGGAGGCCAGUCAACAAGGCACUUACAGACUGAGAUACGCACCUCCCCUCCCCCCUUCUAAUGACACGUUGGAUUCUGCAGACUGAAACAACUCCAACUUGAUCCGCUGUAAAAGGUCUCGCUCGGCCAGCCAGCCUCUCACCAGAAGAAAUUGCUAAUUGGGAAGCAGCGCCACCUGGUGGGAGACGAGGACAAUGCAAGCAAGCAGACGUCAUUGCCCUGUUGACCUGAUACAGAGAAAAUUGAACGUAAGGCAGAAAACAUUUGAGAUUGUAAACCUGUGCUCAGAACCUUAAAGAAUGCAGGCAACUGGCCAUAAAAGUAAUCUGAGCUGUCUCCUCUUUCAGCCAUUGCAAUCUCAGUUUGUUAUAAACACCUUAAACGCAUUGAUGGUACUUAAGAGUUUCCUUUGCACUUUUCUCUGUGCCCAUUGGCCUGCACAACUGUGAAGGGUAUGGGGUCUUCCUCCUCCCUGCUUUACAGGUUAGGAGCUCAGGGUUCAGAGGGGUUAAGUGCCACAGACAUGCCACCAGUGAUGAAGGCCAGGCCCCAGCUUCAGAUUAGGGCUUACCUCCUGCCCCACUUCCUGGCCUGCAGCUGCUUCUUCACUGAACCCAGGGCAAUGACCUUUUAGACCGUAUAAAGCGAUAGGCACCCAUGGUCUUAAGAACCAUGGGGCCUCUGGAUUCCUGAGAGAGGAGUGGGCUGGGUCCUGGUCAGUCAGAAUAUCUUUUUUCUGUAUCUCUGUUGAAGGGGUGAGGGAAAGUUUGCAGAGCUGGGAGACCUCAGGACUUUUAGAACUAGGCUUUCAGCAUUUGCCUGUCUCAGAUGAAUUCAAGGAGCAGCAACUGUUGUCUACAUCCAAGGUUUGAAACGUGCACCAAUAUACUCUGUUGGAACACUGAGUCUUGCUCUGCAAAGGUUUUUAUUAUCCCCGGAUGUCUCGGUGACUAUUGAGCAUUUGGUGACUAUUCCAUUAAUUUUAAGACUUCAGAACUUCAGAAAUGCAGUAGCAGGGCACACAGAAAAGACACUUCACUGCUGAUAUUUGAAAAGCUCUGGCAGUUAUAUAUAGAUUGUCCCAAGCACUCCCUCUACCCGCCACCGCUACUCAAAGACACUCCAAAGACCAAAAAUGACGGAAGCAAAGUCACCUUCAAGCAGGAACAGUGACAGUCACACCCACCCCAAAAGCCUUUCUGGAUGUUAAGAAUGCCACCAGGUCACCGAGUACUCGGUGCUCAUUCUUGCUAGCCUAUCAGGGUUGGGUAUUUGUGACAUGGUAACUCACUUUUGCGUUGGAAGCCUCCAUCAGAUGAACUUGUACAAAGAGGUGGCGCUGAUAAAGCCUUAUUUUCAGCACCCACCCACAGUACGCAUGGCUUUUCUCAGGCUCAUUUACAGAAUGGGGAUAACAUCCACUUUGUUAGAAUUGUUAUAAGGAUUGAAUCUGGCAAAAUACAUAAAGCACUCAGCGUCUGGCACACAGUAGGUGCUCAGGAAAUUCGUGAUGGUGGCGAACGCCUUCAUGCCCAGCGGGGGGCAGGCACGGUUUCAGCCUCACCGCAGCCUUAUGAGGUGGGUACUCCGCUCCAUCUUACAGUUGGGGAGGUUGAGGCAUGAAGGCCGCCCACGUGUCUGAGGGCACAGAGCGGUUCAGUGGCAGGGCUGGGGCUGGAACCCGCCGCUCUUAGCCCCCAGGCUCCUCCAAUUCUUUGUGCCCGGGUCACAGGAUGCUACAGGCAUGGCGUGACAGUGCAGGGCACCCCGCACUGGGGUCAGGUAGGCAGGACUCAGGCCGGCUCUGCCGUAAACUCUGUCGUCUUGAACACCUGGCCCUCCUGGACCUUCAUUUUUCUUACCCGAAAGCUGAGUGUUGCUUGGAAAAGAGUGGUAGAACUGAGCUAAAUGACCUUAGGAUUCUGUGGCUUGAAGCUUACUUUUUCACUUGAAGUGAUUUAUCAAGUUUUUAUAAUUCUUUACUUUUACACUUUUGUUUUAACUGAUUUGAAGUCCUUUUUGGGUGUGGCCAGGAGCACAAACCCCAGCUGUCGCCCUGUGCUAACAGGACAGGAAAUGUUUCCAGGUCCUUAGGGAGCGGCGAGAGAAAAGACCCCAAUCGGGCUGUCUGGGCACUAGGUGGCAGCACCGGCUUCUGCCGGUGUCCGGUCCAGCCGAGGAGCAGGCGCUCUGUCCUCUGUCCUCAAGAUUCUAGGCUCGCCUCUACUUGUACUGAUAAAGUUUUCACUUGGGGGUGGGGGGCUUCCAGUCGAACAACGAAGCUCGCGUACCGAGUCCUGUGCUGAAGGACACAGGGUUAGCCGUAGCUCACAGGUCGGCAACACGUAGAGAUGGACAAACUGCGGUCCACAGCUAAGAAUGGUUUUUACCUCUUUAAAUGGUUGAAAAGAAUACGUUUUCAUGACGCAUAAAAAAUUAUAUGAAAUUCACAUUUCAGUGCGCGCAAAUAAAGUUUCUUGGAACACGGCCACUCGUUUGUCUCGUUGUGG